UUCAGCCAAUCGUUUUUCAGGCUCAUGGCCCGUCAUCCAAUUGUAAUGUGUCUUGAGGAAAUAGGCGGGGUGUAGCAUCCCUCACUCCUUCUUCUUCUGUGGUGCCACCGAGUUCAACUUCCGGCUGCAUCGUCCUCUGGAAAUCACAACAAUGGGCAGUGUUUUGGCUGCCAGCUCCCCUAACCCUCCACCACCUGCCUCUGGCGGUGUUGCUGCUGCCCCUGGGUUGACGGUGCCACCAGGCUUUGGGAUGCCUCCAGUAUCCCCAGUUAUACCCCCUACUGGGGCAGCCUCAGAGCAGGCGGAAGAAAACCCUUUACCUAACCCGGGAGCAUUUGAUGAGUGUCAUCGCAAGUGUAAAGAGGUUUUCCCUAUGCAGAUGGAGGGCGUCCGGCUAGUUGUCAACAAGGGCCUUAGCAAUCACUUCCAGGUGAAUCACACGGUGCUGCUGAGCACCAGCGGAGAUUCCACCUACAGGUUCGGUGCUACAUACGUUGGAACAAAGCAGAUGGGUCCAGCAGAGUUUUUUCCAGUCAUGGUGGGAGACAUGGACAACAGUGGUAGCCUUAACGCCCAGAUCAUCCACCAGGUCGCCACCAGAAUACGAUCUAAACUGGCCUUCCAGACACAACAACACAAGUUUGUGAACUGGCAAGGCGACGCGGAGAUUAAGGGAGAAGAUUUUACUGCAACCAUUACACUUGGAAACCCAGAUGUCCUUGUCGGCUCUGGGAUUAUUAUCACACACUACCUCCAGUCCAUAACGCCGGCUCUGGCUCUGGGAGGGGAGCUGGUGUACCACCGCAGGCCGGGAGAGGAAGGCACAGUCAUGUCUUUAGUGGGCAGAUACACAGGCAGUAACUACAUCGCUACAUUGACACUCGGCUCAGCCGGGGCUCAUGCUUCAUACUAUCACAAAGCCAACGAGCAGUUGCAGCUGGGCGUGGAGUUUGAGGCGAGCACCCGCAUGCAAGACACCAGUGUGUCGUUCGGCUACCAGCUAGAUGUGCCUAAAGCCAAUUUACUGUUUAAAGGUUCAGUAGACAGUAACUGGGUAGUCGGUGCAACGUUAGAAAAGAAGCUGCUCCCGCUGCCGCUCUCGCUGGUCCUCUGCACCUUCCUCAACCACAGCAAGAACAAGUUCCAGUGCGGUUUCGGCGUCACCAUCGGUUAGACCGACUUCACAGAACGUGCAGACUCCAUGUACAACACUGUGUCCCAUGACUUCAAUCUGUCGCUCGGUUCUGCCAUUAUCGUGUUAUAAGUUUCAUCAAAAGUGGUGAAUAGAAGGUAAUAAUUUAAAUCUAAUGCAUUUAAUCCUGUAAGAUUAAUCGCCUGAAUGAUCAGAAGUGAAACAAAUAAUGUGAUUGGUCAGGAAUUAGUUGACUGUGGACUGAACACAAACAAUAGGCAGUAGAAGGAUUAUAGAUCCCAGUACGAGACUUUACAGAAUUACAGAGCUCUUUGUUUUUGUCACUGAGUUCAGUGCCUGUCGCUUCAGUCUUGACUUUUUAUUCCUGUUUUUUUUUUUACUGUUAAGUCUGUCUUGGCGUGCGGUGAAUGAAAUAGUUGUCAUUUGCUUGUUUAAAGGUGAUUUAUUGGUUACAAGUUUAGCAGUUAUCAGAAAGGUGCUGUACUGCAUGUCAUGUUCACAAUCCAUCACUUGUUUUGCCUUUUUUUUUUUAUGUUACAUACAUAUGGAACAGUAUAUAUAUGACCUGUAUAUACCUC
Cottoperca gobio is the source of this 1731-nucleotide messenger RNA. RefSeq names its product translocase of outer mitochondrial membrane 40 homolog, like (gene tomm40l). Gene Ontology annotation, cellular component: mitochondrial outer membrane. Gene Ontology annotation, biological process: protein import into mitochondrial matrix. The transcript has 10 exons. NCBI's taxonomy places the organism in Eukaryota, Metazoa, Chordata, Actinopteri, Perciformes, Bovichtidae. The coding region runs from base 152 to 1174 and encodes 340 amino acids. The record is from RefSeq and is a predicted model, not a curated record. Gene Ontology annotation, molecular function: transmembrane protein transporter activity.